GCUCCUUAUAACCCCACCAAGCUCUACCCCCAAGGGAAGAAUCUCUCUUUCUCUCUCCCAAUGUUUUGAAAUUUCUGGCCUUCACAAGUUCCCAACCAUAGCAGCAAAAGCUGUAGCCAAGGGGUGAAAGAAAAAAAAUCCCAUAGUAGCAAAAGCUUCUCCUUCAUCUUCAUCGUCUUCAUAGAAACCCAAGAUGUCACCGUUCUCUGCUUGAUUGUCUGUUUCUUCAUCUGAAGCCGUUUGCUUCCACUACUUGUUCUGAGUCACUGAGUGAUGGGUGUGAGCUCUAUUUUCUCUCAGACUUUCCACAUUACAGUAAUUCUCACAAGAAGCUCUUUUCGCCGUAAUCCUUAGAUUGAAGCCAACACAUGUCCCUUUAAGCCCCUGGGAAUUCAACCACACACAACAUUGAUAAAUACAUAAAACACAUAAAUAUAUGGCGGGUGGGAAACUCUACAGUGCUUCAGACAUGAAUGUUAUUUUCCAAAACGAAAAGCUCCCUUGCUCUUCUGACGUUCUUGAGUCUAUUUGGGUUCCCACUUCUUCCUCCUCUUUUCAUGGUUCAAAUUCAAUGGUUCAUUUUGAAAGUGCAAGUGGAGAAGACUCCUUGGAUAGGUCAUUCUUCCGACCGAUUGAUAAAGAAAAUGGGGAUGACGAUUAUGAUGCAAGCCUUAAUCAACCAGGAAAGAAAAGGCGGCUUACAGUGGAUCAAGUUCAGUUUCUGGAGAAGAACUUUGAGGUAGAAAACAAGCUUGAACCAGAGAGGAAGGCCCAACUUGCAAAAGAACUUGGCUUGCAGCCUCGCCAAGUUGCAAUUUGGUUUCAAAACCGGCGGGCGAGGUUUAAGAACAAACAGCUGGAGAAGGAGUAUGACUCAUUGAAAGCUAGCUUUGACAAGCUCAAGGCUGAUCAUGACAAUCUCCUCAAGGAGAACGGAAGUUUGAAGAAUGAGAUUGAUUCCCUCAAGGACAUGGUGAUUUUGAAAGAUAUAGGAAAGCCUGGAACAAGAAAUCUGGAGUUACAUGAUGCAAACAAUAUUAUUUCAUCCGAUGUAAAGCCCCAAAGUGCAACUCCAAAUGCAGCAGCUUCUGAUAAUGUGCCAAUGGUGGUAUGCAAGCAAGAGGAUGCAAGUUCUGCCAAAAGUGAUGUUUUUGACUCAGAUAGCCCACAUUGCACCGAAAACCAUUCUUCGUUGUUGGAGCCUGCUGAUUCUUCUCAUGUCUUUGAACCAGCUGAACAGUCGGAUUUCUCACAAGAUGAAGAUGAUGAUCUCAGCAGGACCCUUUUGCCCCCACCCUACUUAAAACUUGAAGAUAGCUGCUAUGAUGAGCCGCCUGCAAGUUCUAGUAAUUUUGUGUUCCCUAUGGAAGAUCAGCAGCCCUUUUGUUUCUGGCCUUACUGAGAGAGAGAUUAUCAUGUUUCACAUUGACAUACUGCUAUGUCUCUGUGAUGAAAUGUGAAGUUCUCAGUUGUAAUUAUGGUUAAGUUAACUAGCAAUAAAUCCAAUUAUUUUGCCCGUUUCA
Prunus dulcis (almond) is the source of this 1523-nucleotide messenger RNA. Its product is annotated as homeobox-leucine zipper protein HAT5-like. Gene Ontology annotation, cellular component: nucleus. Lineage: Eukaryota; Viridiplantae; Streptophyta; Magnoliopsida; Rosales; Rosaceae. The transcript has 3 exons. Gene Ontology annotation, molecular function: sequence-specific DNA binding; DNA-binding transcription factor activity, RNA polymerase II-specific. Gene Ontology annotation, biological process: positive regulation of DNA-templated transcription. The record is from RefSeq and is a predicted model, not a curated record. The coding region runs from base 437 to 1402 and encodes 321 amino acids.